CCUCCGACGAUGAUCGAAGUGUGGACGAAUGGAACGCGCUCCCGAAUGUGGUCACUGUAUACCACACCGCAGAACGCCGCAAGAAACACAUAGUACCCGAUCUGCAACCACACCUUCUCUCCUUCGCCAAAACGCAUCGUCUUGCUCAUGGAGCGAUCUCCCACCUCCCGCUCACACCCACGCUUGUCAGAGCGAACAAACACAUUACAUGGCGCCCGGGACGUGUUGGCGAAGACCCUUUCAAUCGUCUUCCGUACGAGAUUUGGGAGGCGAUCUUUGUUCUUGCGGUUCGCGAGGCUGGUGACGAUCAAAUUCGGUUUCUGCUCCGUUUGGCCUCUCUCAACAAGACGUGGGCGAACAAGAUCCGUCGAGCUCAGGUUCUUUGGCGCUUUGCUUUUGCGUCAACAAGGACGGCUCCCCAGCGAUUCAUUGUGAACUCGCUUGCCGGUUCUAGUCGUCUUCGCAUCAGGACAUACGACCGCCCUCGCUCGCUUGCGGCAUACCUCGGCAAUGCCAUUUCCAUCUCGAUCGUCCAUCACGGCGCCUGUUGGCUACAAUCGCUUCAAGCGCGCUCUAUGGCUUCACCUACGCCCAUGAAUAUACAGUGGCUGUCAGCCGAGGACUAUUGUUCAAAGACCAUGAACAUCGAGAGCGCCUUCAAAGGGCUCAAAGUUCGACAACCUGUCGCUUUCAUACCGGAUAACAUCGAAGUUCUCGACGUAGGAGGAUUCUUUACUCACAGCAGGCUUCGAACCUUCCUCAAUAUUGGCGGACAUCAGCUGCGCGAGCUGUGCGUACAGUCUGAGUGGAUUGGUGUCGACAACCACGAGAGCGUCCCUUGGCAAGUGGCUCUGCAGCCUCUGUUGGGCCCUCAAUGUACCCUCGAGGUACUCCGAGUUCUCGUCGACGAUCUCUGCGAUAUCGAGACCUUCAAUGUCCAACAGCUGGACUUCCCCCGGCUACAGGUUUUCGAGACGCAUAGCAUCCUCAUCCUCCGGACUCCUCCACAACUUGCGCGCGCAAGUGUCACACUCUCGAACACGGAUAAACUGCAACGCGUCUUACCAUCCCUCGUCCACGUCAACCACCUCACUGUCGUGGUUACAAAACCAUGGGGCGAGCCUCUGCCGCCUGCUGCAACGGAUCUUAUUGCCAGUAUACCGACUUUCCAGCGCGUACACUUCAGCCAGCUUCGACAUCUAUCAUUCAUGUCGGGGAGGAAGGAGGGUGAUGCAGCGCUCACGUCCUUGCUCUACCAUGAAAUGUCACCAAGGCGCAUCUCCGUUCAGACGGACAUUAGUUCCGUUUUACCCAUGGGCGGCAAUCCCUGGCACGAUCACCCACCUGUCGUUAGUCGUAUCCGGUUGGCGAACCUACGGCUCGCUAUGGACGGUCUGCGGACUUUCGCCAGUAUACGUCGUGAUCCCUUCUUGAGGAUCAUGAUGAAGUCAUGGGGCAGUCCGAGCGCGAUCAUGUCCUUGGGUGGUAAGGACAUCAUGGAUGAUCGGCUAUACUGCUCAGUGCAGGACCUGGACGGGAUACACAUUGACACCGAUCUAACGCCGCGCGAGCCUUGGAAUUCGGCUACUCCGCUUGAUGGUUCCGGUUUGACGACAGUUCACGCGCUCUCAGGUUUGGCAACCGAGUACGUCCAAACCAUAUGA
Molecule: messenger RNA, 1664 nt
Organism: Peniophora sp. CBMAI 1063
Lineage: Eukaryota; Fungi; Basidiomycota; Agaricomycetes; Russulales; Peniophoraceae
Source: the annotation of a GenBank genome assembly